This is a messenger RNA of Protopterus annectens (West African lungfish), 2869 nucleotides long. RefSeq names its product E3 ubiquitin-protein ligase HECTD3-like. The coding region runs from base 154 to 2712 and encodes 852 amino acids. Gene Ontology annotation, molecular function: ubiquitin-protein transferase activity. The transcript is spliced from 21 exons. Lineage: Eukaryota; Metazoa; Chordata; Ceratodontiformes; Protopteridae. The record is from RefSeq and is a predicted model, not a curated record.
CAGAACUGGUGCGUGUCAAUGCAGAAACAGGAAGAGAAUUCUUGUGAUGGUAUAACAGAAGAACGAAACAGUGGCAUAAAUAGCUGUGUGUGCUUGUUUAGUAACUUUCAUGUGGCUGUCAAUUUCAGGAAGCAGACAGUUUAGCUGGGAAAGAUGACACUGGAAGAGAGUCCUCACCUGGUCCUGGGCAGAGUUCGGUUCCUACUAGAAUGCAUUCAGUAUUUUAGGGAGACAAAGCCCCUGCCUGAAUCUCUGUGUUAUGUUCCUAAAGAUGUCUACUACAAGAUCUGUAGGGAUUCUCAAUCAGUCAUUUAUACUGGGAAAAACUACAUCCCUGUCUGGGAAUCACCACGCCUGUCCAAAAAGAUCUCAAAAUUCAUCAAGUUUAAAAUUGAACUCAGAAAAGGUGCCUGCAUCCGUGCCACAGGGGAAGAAUACCUGAACUCCUAUGGCUUAUGGGUUAAAAUGAACAAAGAGCAGAUGGAAGAAUACAAAAGUGGAUGUCAGCUGGAGGAAGGAUGGAUUGUACUAGGUAGGAAUGCUGAUGGGUGGAAUAGAUUACAGCCAGUAGAAUCACUAGACCGAAUCCAGAAUGAACAACUGCUGUAUGGUUAUGGUCACAAAACAGUUAACAGGUGGGAACAAGUAGUUGAUGCAAAAUACUCUCAUAUCGCUGGACAAAACAUAAAAAUCGCAGAGAUGGAUGAAGUGGCUGUGAAGAGGUUAAGGUACAUUCCACCAAACUGGACAUAUGAAUGUGAUGAAGAUUUGAUACACUAUUUACAUGAUGCUAAGGACAGAGAAACUGAGAAUUUCAGCAAUGUCAGUCAGUAUCUGGAGAAGAUUGAAGUUUCAUCAGAAGAGGGUGAGGCAUCUGCUCGUUUGACAGAUGGACUUUCUGAGACCUACUGGCAAAGUACCAGCUGUGAGAAACCUCACUGGAUACGUCUGCACAUGAAGAAAAAUGUAAUUAUCAAGAAGCUCAUUUUAUUGAUGGAUGAAAUGGAUAGUUCCUUUUUGCCAAAGAAGGUUAAUGUCUAUGGGAAGCAGUCCAAUGACUUAAAGAUACUCAAUGAAAUUGAAAUUGACAAUUCUAGUUAUUUAUCUGGAGAAGCGUGUGUUCUGGAAUUCAUGCACAUCUUUAUGCCUACGAUAGAAAUCCACAUUCUGGAGUGUGAAGCUGGUGGAAUGGAUACUCGAAUCAGGGGACUGAAGAUUAUACCUCAAACAUUAAAUGUUGGAAUGGGUACAGAUGUUAAUGCGGAUAUCUUCCAAUCAUCUAAUCUUACCCAUUAUCCUAAACUUGCAAGAGUUGAACCAGAUGUAUUGUACCAGCGGGCAAUUGUUAUUCUCAGGUUUUCAAAAAUUCUGGGUAACAUCAUCACCCACCUAAUACCUGCGUGGAAUUACAGUAUAGGCACCUUCCUUCAGCUCAGGUAUAUCCGUCAGUUCUUCUUAUUGAUUAAGCAACGCUCUCCGCUCAUCGUUCAGCUUCUAAAGGACACAGAAAGUGAGUCUCCAGCUGUAUUACCCAACGUGGUUAUUAAUAGAAGGCUAGCACUGAAACACCGUGAAAAUCCUUCCUUUGACCCCAGCUACAACAAUUCUAUAUUCUCUCAGAUGUAUUUUGGCUUGAAAUAUUCAAAAGAAAUUCAAACACCACUUAAUUAUAGGUGGUCGGCAAGAUACACCCAGUGGUGGAAGUGCACCUUUGUCUUAGAAAAUAUGAUAGAUGGAGGUGGAGGAUUUCGUGAAAGCUUAUCAGACAUUUCAGAGGAGCUGUGUCCAAGCCAAAUGGAUGGUCCGCUACCUUUGCCUUUUUUUGUAAGAACAUCCAAUCAGGGUAAUGACACAGGGGAGAGCAGGGAUACGUAUGUCCCAAACCCUUCCUGUAAAGAUUUUGCCAAAUAUGAAUGGAUUGGUCAGCUUAUGGGAGCUGCCUUCAGAGGAAAUGAAUUCCUGGUUAUGGCAUUUCCUCCUAUUGUAUGGAAGCAGUUAACAGGAGAAGCAGUUAGCUGGAACAAGGAUUAUCUUGCAGUGGAUUUCAUGCUGGUAAAGCUGCUGGAAACACUGGAGGAAAUUGAUGAGGAGGCAUUUGAAUUUCAGUUUGGCAAUGAGUUGACAUACACUACAAUGCUCAGUGACCAGAGGGUGGUGGAUCUAAUCCCAGGUGGCAGCCAUAUCCCCGUUAAGUAUGAAGACAGGAAGGAAUUCAUUCAAUUGGUCCAAAAAGCCAGACUACAGGAGAGCAGGAAACAGAUUUCAGCAAUGAAGGCUGGACUAGUCAAGGUUGUACCACACAUUGCCCUGAGUCUACUAACAUGGCAGGAGAUAGAGAAGAAAAUCUGUGGGGAUCCAGAGAUUACAGUUGAGGAGAUAAAAAAAAAAGCUGAAUAUCUUGACCUUGAAGCAACUGAUAGACGUGUCACAUUCUUAUGGGAGGCUCUGACAAACUUCACCAAUGAGGAGCGGAGCCGGUUUUUGAGGUUUGUUACCGGCAGAAGUCGUCUCUCUACUUCCAUAAUAAUUUGUGCAGGCAAAUUAUCAAACAAUGAAGAGUCUCCAGAUGCAUUUCCAGAAUCUUCUACCUGUUCCAGAACCCUCUACCUCCCAGACUAUCCAAGUGCACAGGUGUGUGAAGAGAAACUACGCUAUGCAACCUAUAACUGCUUGUCAAUAGAUGCUGAUGGCACAGUUCACACUGAUGAGUGAAGACUGGUGUUCAUAGAAAAAUCAAUUAAACAGAUGGUUCAAGUUCACGAGCAACUUUUUUAACACAGUAAAAUAGAGCUUACAGUAAUAUAUUCUACUGUUAAUAAAAAGUUAAAGAUUUUAAUAAUAAAUCUAUUUUCUCUUGAAAUAGCCAUGA